AUGAAGAACCUGUCGGCGACCACUACUCUGACCUCUCCUACUUGGCGCUUCGGCCCGCUGCAACCAUAUUGUAGUCUUGGUGCUACGGAGCUGCUACAAUUGCUUCAGCGGGAGCUGCUAUCGCCAAAAUGGGAAAGCCAAGCCUCUGCCCAGCUCAAAGGCUCAAAAGCGCAUGAGGUUUGGCCUCUCCUGGCGGACUUCUGCAACCUAGACAAGUGGUUCCCCAACCUCCACACUUGUUACCGUGUCCAAGGAGUUUCCGGCCAACCUGGUCUCGUUCGGUACUGCGAGAUGAAGAGAGACGAGACUACCCUGUGGGCCAAAGAGAAGCUACUCAUGAUCGAUCCAAUCAACCAAUCUAUCACCUACGAGGUUGGUGACAAUAACUUGGGUCUCAAGUCAUAUGUUGCAACAGUGCCAGUAGUCCCCAUCAACAACAACAAUGGCUGCAAGAUCGAGUGGUCGUAUGUUUGUAAUCCGAUUGAGGGCUCAAGCUUGGAAGAAUUUCAAUCCUUCGUCGAGUACUGUCUCCAAGGGAUAGCAAAGAAGAUGGAGCUUGCUCUUGUGUCUAAUAACACUACUAGCUAUAGCAUGGGUGAUGAACCUUGUACGUUUUUUUUAAUAUUCUAA
Messenger RNA from Fragaria vesca subsp. vesca, 630 nucleotides. RefSeq names its product lachrymatory-factor synthase-like. Bases 1 to 630 code for a protein of 209 amino acids. The record is from RefSeq and is a predicted model, not a curated record. NCBI's taxonomy places the organism in Eukaryota, Viridiplantae, Streptophyta, Magnoliopsida, Rosales, Rosaceae. The transcript is spliced from 2 exons.